Cuscuta campestris is the source of this 1668-nucleotide messenger RNA. Lineage: Eukaryota; Viridiplantae; Streptophyta; Magnoliopsida; Solanales; Convolvulaceae. The record is from the annotation of a GenBank genome assembly.
AAGAGGAAAGAGGGAAAAAAGAAAAAGUUGAGAGAAAAUGGAGCCUUUUCCUGCUCCAAAACCCAUGGCAGCCAUCAUUCUGUCUUCUUCAAUCCAAAGCUAAAAGAAGAGCAUGAUAGCCAUUCUUUCUUUGUCACUCUGCUCCUGAUCCAGUAAUUAUCUCAUCCAUGCCAUUUUCAGGCUUUAGAUUGGGUAUUGAAGCAAAGAGGAGUUCUGAUUUGUUACAAACUCACUAUGCUUAAGCAAAUCCUUUCGAAAAUUCCUCGAAAAUCACUGAAAUCUGAUUCUCAAGACCUGGCAAGGAACAAAAAUAAUGAUGAUUCUCCUGCAAACACUGGCAAUGGGAUGCAGUUUACCAACAGCUGUAGUGUCAUAGGGAGCUGUCGUCUGAAUGUAGUGAAACGCGUGUCAUCUGCCAUUUUUCCAACUGGUGGGGGAGAGAGAGAGACCAUCUCUCCACACUCGAGCUUCAAGGAUGUGUCAAAUGGGGAGAAGCUAAGCCUCUUUAUCAGUAAGCUGAACUUCUGCUGCUCAAUGGAUGAUUCCACUGAUCCAAACAAGAAAGAUUUGAAAGCCCAAAUGUUGAUUGAUCUCAACGAUUAUGUCACUUCCGGAUCAGCUAAAUGCACCACUGAACCAGCAAUAGCUGCAGUUUGUAGAAUGUGCGCAGUUAACCUCUUCAGAGAUUUCCCGCCAAAGUAUGGUCGUGGUGAUUUCGUAGACGAAGAAGAACAGUUCUUUUAUCCUGCCUGGCACCAUUUGCAGCUUGUCUAUGAUCUCUUUCUUCAUUACCUGAGCCUAAGUUCUCUUGACCCGAAGGUCGCCAAGAAAUCUAUAGACCAUUCUUUCAUUACAAAACUGCUAAAUCUGUUUGAAUCCGAUGACCCAAGGGAAAGAGAGUUCUUGAAGUCAGUCCUUCACAGACUCUAUGGGAAGUUUAUGACGCACAGACCCUUUAUCAGAAAAGCUAUGAGUAACUCAUUUUAUCGGUUUGUUUUUGAGACUCAGCGUCACAAUGGGAUAGCAGAGCUGUUGGAGGUUUUUGGGAGUGUCAUAACCGGUUUCGCCUUGCCACUAAAGGAGGAGCACAAGUCGAUCUUCUCUAGAGCUUUAAUUCCUUUACACAAGCCAAAGUCAUUAGGUGUGUAUCAUCAACAGCUCACGUACUGCGUUGUGCAGUUUGUCAAAAAGGAGCAGAGUCUUGCUAGCGAAGUGAUCACAAGACUCCUGAGGUAUUGGCCUUUGACCAAUAGCCAAAAGGAGGUAAUGUUCAUCGGCGAGAUAGAAGAGGUGUUGGAAAUGAUAAGCUUCUCUGAGUUUGAGAAGAUCGCGACCCCUCUAUUUCGGCGUAUAGGAUCUUGCCUCAACAGUUUCCACUUCCAGGUGGCCGAACGAGCACAUCUCUUAUGGGGAAACGAAAGCGUCCUAAAACUUAUCAUGCAUGCGGAGCGCGCGACCGUUCCCAUAGUUUUGUCAGCAUUGGAGAGGAACAGCCAGAACCAUUGGAGCAAAGCCAUUCGAAACCAGUCACUAAACAUCAGAAGAGUCUUUCAUGAAAUGGAGAAGGAGGCGAAGAUCGACAUGGGAACACCUUGAGAUAGCUGUUCAGAGUUUAUCCACCAGUGUCUGCCCUGUUAAUUAGCUAUUCUGAUUGAUCAACCCUUUUGU